AUGGAUAAACCAGCUGGAUUAAUUUCCUCAUUGGUGGUUUGCACUCUGCUACUGCAAGGGCUAGUCGAAAGUGCGCCAUCAUCUGACGCUCAUCUCUUUCCACCUCCUCCAAUUGCAUAUGUUGCUCAAGGAGGCACUGUGACAUUAAAAUGCUCCGCAACCGGCUCCCCGACCCCUACGAUUAGAUGGAAGAAAGGAUCAGAAUGGCUGACUCCCGAAGACAAUACAGUGUCAAAGCAUGAUCUGACACUAACAAACGUUACAGAAGAAGGUAAAUACACAUGUGUCUUUAAAACGGGAGAGCUUGUUUCUUCAGUGACGACCGCUGUUAAAAUCAGACCAUUACCACGCACACCGCACAGCGUCCAUGUGUCAGACGUCACGGACACCAGCGCUCAGCUGGAAUGGUCGUAUUCCUACAUCCCAGGGACAGACGAUCCAACUCAUUACCACUUGCGUUUGAAACCUAAGCAACAAAACAUUGAACCUCAGGAUAUAACAACAGGGACGAGAACAAGUUUCGAACUGACAAACUUGACUCCGGCAACCGAAUAUCAAGUUCAAGUCAUCGCAGCUGGUACUGUCGGGAAAGGACCCGCUACAGAACCAAUUUUCUUUACUACCAAAUUUUAA
Bombyx mandarina (wild silkworm) is the source of this 633-nucleotide messenger RNA. Its product is annotated as tyrosine-protein phosphatase Lar. Gene Ontology annotation, molecular function: protein binding. Gene Ontology annotation, biological process: cell-cell adhesion. The record is from RefSeq and is a predicted model, not a curated record. Lineage: Eukaryota; Metazoa; Arthropoda; Insecta; Lepidoptera; Bombycidae.